CCAAUUAAAGACCUAAUGCAUUGGGUUCGGAGGUGUUGAGUGGAAGAAGGUGGAGAAGAAGACAUGGAAGAUUUGAAGAAGAGAAAACUGGACGAAGCAGGAAACGGUGAUUUUGCCUCCAAGGAAGAACUUCGCUUCCUCAUUGAACCUCUUGCUAAACCCCAGCUUGUUGAUCUUCUAGCUAAAUUAGGGUCCCAAUAUCCUUCAAUUGCAGAAGAAAUAAAAAGUAUUGCAAGUGCUGAUCCUGCCCAUCGAAAGCUUUUUGUUCGUGGCUUGGCAUGGAAUACCAAUUCAGAAACUUUGCGUGCUGCAUUUGAAGAGCAUGGAGAAAUUGAGGAAGGAGCUGUGAUCUAUGAUAAGGUAACAGGGAAGACCCGUGGCUAUGGAUUUAUUACUUUCAAAAAUAUGGAAUCAACUCAGCAAGCAUUGAGAGCUUCUAGCAAGUUAAUUGAUGGAAGAUUGGCUGUCUGUAAUCUAGCCUGUGAGGGUCUAAGUGGAACAAGUAGUGCUCCUGAUGUUUCCCUGAGGAAGCUUUAUAUAGGAAGCUUAUCACCAGAAGUCACAAGUGAACUGCUGCUCAACUAUUUUGCGAGGCAUGGUGAAAUAGAAGAAGGUUCAGUUGCAUACGACAGGGAUACAAAUGAAUCACGUGGCUUUGGCUUUGUCACGUACAAGACAGCAGAAGCUGCCAAGAAGGCCAUAGAUGAUCUUGAAAAGACUCUUGGGGGAAGGAAUAUAAUUGUAAAAUAUGCUGAUUCCAACAAAGGAAAAACUGGGCAGCCGCCAUUUCCCUCUGGAGUGGUUCCAAUGGCUGGCUUACCUAUGACCACAGGCUAUAUGCAGCCUGGUAAAGCUCAUGUAAGCUCUGGCCACCCUAUAAAUUACAAUUACCCCCAAACUGUUGUACCGUAUUCCGCAUCUCCUUAUCCAAACCCUCACACUGUACCUUCUCCUUAUCCAACACAAGGGCAGAUUCCUUACCCUCCUCUUUCUGCAAAGAAAGACCAACAUGGGUUUCCGCCUAUCCAACCUGUAGGAAUGAACAACUACCCUUAUUACUAUCCCAAGCAAUGAAUGCAUUUAACUGAAUCUGAUGAUUUUGACACUCCCUCUCUUUGCUUUUCUUUUCGAAUCAUUUUAGCUAUUAGUUACCUCUCAUAUCAUAAGUCAUCACAUCACCUGUUAAUGAACCUCUGCAUCCUCUCUUUACAGCUUUUCAUCUAGUUGAUUUUUGGCAUUCUUAUUUAUUA
This is a messenger RNA of Vigna umbellata (rice bean), 1250 nucleotides long. RefSeq names its product UBP1-associated protein 2C-like. Gene Ontology annotation, molecular function: RNA binding. The record is from RefSeq and is a predicted model, not a curated record. Lineage: Eukaryota; Viridiplantae; Streptophyta; Magnoliopsida; Fabales; Fabaceae.